AUGGGCCUUAAUACACAAAUUCAUGUCCAAGAAGCUAAAGCCUUUCUGUCUAAUUAUGUGCACACCCUGGGAGACAUGAUGCCAGACAGCAAUGAGUUAUUUUACUUUUCACAGGAAAACAGGUUUACAAAGUGUACAAAGUGUGUUAAGUUUAAAGACGAGCUGCAAAAAUCUGCAGAUAAAAAGGAGCGACAGAACACGCUUCAAAAACGCGAUAAACAUUUAAAGAAACAAAAAUGUGAGAGAGAGAAGUACUACAAACAUGGUAACAAAGCCAGGAAUAAUCCCAGAAAGUAUAUGUCAAUUAUUUUGGACGGAAUGGACCAAAAUAAAACUAGUAUUCCUCAUUUCCCUGUGUUACCAAAGGCGCUGGCAUCUCUACAUCAGCUGAGGACUCAUAUCGUAGGAGUAAUUGUACAUGGGAAAGGAACUGAAACUUAUGUAGCUGAAGGACAGCGAUGGCCCCAAGACACCAACCUAACACUUACUGUGCUGCUCAAAGCAAUCGUUAAACACAAGACCACACAGGAUGUACUCUACCUGCAAAUGGACAACUGUUGCAGAGAGAACAAGAAUAAGUGGACCUUUGAUUUUCAUUUGCUUAUUUGUGUGCAUGUUUAUUUCCAGAUUAAAGUUGGAUUUUUAAUGGUGGGACACACUCAUGAGGAUAUCGACCAGUUCUUCUCCUGCAUUGCAAGAAUCCUAAACAAGUUCAAAGUCCUCACGCUAUCACAACUGCUCCAGAAAAUCAAGCAAGUUAAUAGAAAAGACCCCGUUGACGCAGAAAUGCUUGACCAUCCUUACAAUGUACGAGACUGGAUAGAUGGGUUCAUUCCUGACCUUCACGGGCACCUAAAGUCAUACCAAUUUAAAUUUGAAGUUGAAGGGGAAGGAGUGCGAUUUUCGUACAAGAAGAGAUCCACAUCGACAGUUGAUCGGUUGAUCAAUCAAGAUUCCCCAUCUUUGAAGAUCUUCCAACUGGUCAACUGCGAAUGGUCGCAUCGUCGUUUGAGGAAAUGAAAGUUCCUCUGUUUAGCAGACACCUGAGGGAUAUUUAUUCUAAUUGGAUGCCAGAUGACUGUAUUGGGGAGUGGGAAGAGUGGAUUAAGAAAACUCAAGAGGAAAUCAACAGUCAGAAUACAACAGGUAACCAAGAUGCAUACCAUAAAGAUGGAAAUAGCAAGGAUAAAAACAGAACCUCUCGUAAGUGACCACUUGACAGAUAAUUUAGGAGACACUUGGAUAAUAAGGUGUUGCAACAUUAUCGUACCCCUGGCAGG
Messenger RNA from Orbicella faveolata, 1280 nucleotides. RefSeq lists its product as uncharacterized. Lineage: Eukaryota; Metazoa; Cnidaria; Anthozoa; Scleractinia; Merulinidae. The record is from RefSeq and is a predicted model, not a curated record.